This is a messenger RNA of Closterium sp. Naga37s-1, 1458 nucleotides long. Lineage: Eukaryota; Viridiplantae; Streptophyta; Zygnematophyceae; Desmidiales; Closteriaceae. The record is from the annotation of a GenBank genome assembly.
AUGCAUCCGCCUGCCGCAUCGCAGCCGCAUCGCCCAGAAGGCACACAUGCCCCCACCUUCUUCCCCUCUCAGUUCAGUGCCUCCCCUCUCUCAUCCCGUCCACCCCUCACCACCCCCUCCCUCCCCUCUCUCAUCAGUCCUCCCUCUCUAGUCCCUCACUCUCCUCUCCCAUUACCGUCCUCUCCUCUCGCAUCCCUCCCGUCCCUCUCUCCUCCCAUCCCCCCCUCUCUCAUCCGUCCCUCUCAUUUCUCAUCCCGUCCUCUCCUCUGUCAACCCUCACUCACCUCUCUCGUUACGGCCUCCCCUCUCUCAUCCCUCCCUCUCCUUUCCCAUCCCGUCCUCUCAUCUCAUAUCCCUCACUCUCAUCUCUUAUCCCUCCCUCUCCACUAUCAUCUCGUCCUCUCCUCUAUCAUCCCUCCGUCUCGUCUCUCAUCCCUCCCGUCCCUUUCUCCUCCCUUCCCACACUCUCUCAACCCUCCCUCUCCAUUCUCAUCACGUACUCUCCUCUCUCGUCACGGCCUCCCCUCUCCCAUCCCUUCCUCUCCACCAGCAUCCCGUCCUCCCCACACACAUGCCUCCCUCUCCUUUCCCAUCCCGUCCUCUAUGGCUCAUCCCUCGCUCGCAUCUCUCAUCCCUCGCUCGCAUCUCUCAUCCCUCGCUCGCAUCUCUCAUCCCUCGCUCUCAUCUCUCAUCCCGUCCUCCCCCUCUCAUCCCUCCAUCUAUCGUCCCUUCCUCCGCUCUCUCAUCCCGUCCUCCCCUCUCUCCUCCCGUCCUCUCCUCUCUCCUCCAGUCCUCUCCUCUCCCAUCUCGUCCCCCCCUCUCUCAUCCCUCCCUCUCCACUCUCAUCCCUCUGUUCGCCACGAUGUGGGAUCCCCGCCGCCGCUGGGUGGCUGCCUCGCCACCCCGCUAUUGCAAUCGGCGCCACGCCGACGCGCCUCCUCAACGGCUUGCGUCGUCCAGGUCGCGCCUCAUCGCCUACGCCUCCACCGCCGCCUCGUUACCUCCAAGGAUAUAACCCGCUCCCACUUCUGUUCCCAUCUCUCCCAGGGUCGCAACUCCCUUUUCCCCCAAGUCGCACUUCCCCUUUCAGCCGGCUCGCACUUCAACUUCCCCACAGCUCGCUUAUCGGCUUCACCCCAUGACGCAGUACCUCUUCACCCAGGUCGCUCAUCCCCUUUCUCCCCGGUCGCCAUUCCAACCCCCCCCCCCAGGUCGCACCCCCCCUUUCCCCCAUGCCACACCUCCCUGUUCCCCCCCACAGAGCACCUUAUCACUCCCUCACAAUGCACUACCCCUCCCAUCCCUUUGCUUCCUCUCCCCUCCAAUCCCUUUUACUAUCUUCGCUUCCCAUCCCUCCCCUCCCCUUCUACAGGCCUCCCUGCACUUCCUAUGCCCCUCUCCUCACAUCCCUCUCCGCUCUCGUCCCGUCCCCCGCUCUCCCCUCCCUCUCCGCUCUGA